Messenger RNA from Epithele typhae, 2661 nucleotides. RefSeq lists its product as uncharacterized. Gene Ontology annotation, cellular component: nucleus. The coding region runs from base 1 to 2661 and encodes 886 amino acids. NCBI's taxonomy places the organism in Eukaryota, Fungi, Basidiomycota, Agaricomycetes, Polyporales, Epitheliaceae. Gene Ontology annotation, molecular function: 5'-flap endonuclease activity; flap-structured DNA binding; 5'-3' exonuclease activity. The transcript has 14 exons. The record is from RefSeq and is a predicted model, not a curated record. Gene Ontology annotation, biological process: interstrand cross-link repair.
AUGGUGCUCGGAUCCCCCUCUGCCGCUUCCGCAUCCAAACUCGUCUUUCCCACCUCGCAUGAGGCCGACUCGACCUUCAGUGGCGUGACAGACUCCAAUGACCCCAGAGAAACCCACGAGUGUGCAUAUCUUAUAUUGACCUCGUGGUUAGAUAUGCUCAAAGCCGUUCUCGCCGGCGAGGGGCACCUAUUCACCCUAGAAGAGCUGGACUGUUUCAGGGCCUGGGACGGCCUACCUUAUAAUGCGAAGUACUUGUUUUGCCGUUUGUGCCUUCGGAAACGAGACAAAUGGCACAGGCUGAGCGCGCUCAAUUACCACGACGAGCUUGGCUCCACCGAGGCGAUUCUCGGCGGAAUGGACCACCUAUGUUCUCCGCUCGGACAGGAGGACAUCAAGCCCAAAAAAGAGGAUCUAGAUGCGUCCGUGUCAGAAUUGCUACCCACCUUUCAUCUUUCGCAAGAAGACGUAAAGCCGAAGCUUGAGCCCUCAGAGGAGGACGUGAAACCGAAGUUGGAGCCCUCAGAGCCCACUCUUCCCCGAGAGCAGCCGGGGCCAAAGCCGCCUGGGCGGGAAGUUAUCGACCUGACUUUGGACGACGAAGACGAACAGCCGCAGGCGGGUCCUUCUCGCAUGAGUCCUGAGUGCAAGCCAGUACUCCCCGCCCCUGCUCUAUCUCAGACUCCAGAUCUUGUCGACUACUCCGUAUUUGCCGACAACGAAGACCAGGCAGAGCUCGCAGAGCUCAUGGAGUGCUUGAAUGCGCAAGAGCUGGAAGAGCUGGCCAAGGAGACAAAAACCACCGUGCGGACGAAGAAGCGAGAUGUCAUUAUCGACGCCAUUCUGCGCAAGUCGGCCACUCAGACCACUCUCCCAUUCGCCAAAAUCUCCAAGAAAGGGAAGGAGCCCAUGGUCCAGACUCGACUUCCGUGGGGUUCGAAACCGCCCCCAAAGUCCCUUCGUCAGACCCAACUAGCAUUCCGGCCCCCAGGAGACUCGAGAGGUCGACAGCAAGAGCACAUUCGUAUCAUGGUUAUCAAGAAACUCAAGCGCUGCAUUCGCAUCAACCCGCAUGUCGUCGCACUCUUUCACCGCACGAACCUCAUCUACUUCCGGUCAACCAGAUACGACCCAGACUUGCUCGUACCCGCUGUUCUCGCGAUCGCCAAGCGGCGCACGACCCCGGAUAUCUGGCGCACCCGCGAGGAACUCCUCGCAUAUGAAGCCGCGCUAGCGACCGAAGCUGAGGUCGACGUAUUGCUCGGAGACGGUUCCUUUGCUCCAUAUGGCGCAGGAGCCCGUGGGCGGUCGACGGGGAGCAAGACGCCGGCCGUAGGAGACGUCAAGGAGGAGCAGGGAGAGUCGGAUCGCGAGAUCAUGGAGUCGAUAUACCAGACAUGGUGCACCUCGUCGCUGCGCAUGGAGACGAGGCGGCACGGCGGCAGGGUUUGGAGCGUUUCGACUGCGGUCGGACACAUCCUCACACGCGUGAUCUGCAAGGGCACGUACGCCCUAAGCGUGUUGAAGGAGUUUCGAGAGGAAGUCCGGAUACUCCAGGUGCUGUUGGAGCAGACAAGGUGGCGCCGGGCUCGGCGCGGGCGAUGGUACUCGCGGUGCGCGCUUGUGCUCAUGCACCACCUCAAGGAGGACGAAGAAGCGAUGGACAUGGUCAUCGCCGCGCUUCGUGACCCGUAUACGCAUCUCACCGUCAGACCCCAGCUUAUUCCGCCUGAAGAGCGACACAUCUGCGAAGGAAGUCUCGAGACUGCGAAUGCAGUUUACGUGGAGGGCACGCGCAUCAAGCACCGUGCGGGAAGUUUGGUCAUCGAUCAGGGACGGGUUGUGAACGAGGUCAGCCAGCUCUCAUGGAAAAACCGCACUCUUGCCAGUCCGGCGAAGAAGACGGAGGUCGGUUGGUGCCCGCAGGAGAAGCCAGCGAAGGGCGUCAGAUCGAUCUGGAAAGGUCGUGACGACGAAGAAGUCAACGUCGAGACUUUCGCUCUGCAGUACUACGAAGCCCAAGGUUGUCGCGGCUUUCACUGCGAAGGUCGGAUUGUCACCACGCUGUUCGGAUUGCUCUUCUGGGACGUGCUCUUCGCUCCGGUGGCUGGAGCGUUCGAGACGCUCUACCAGGCGGCCCCGUUGGACCUCCCCGAAGACACCUUCUUUGAGUCGCGCCAGGAUAUCGCGGAUGCACAGGAAGCGGUGGAGGUGCUGGAGAAGGCGUAUGACGAGCACAAGGACGUGAUAUGCCAAGGCGUGCGAUGGGAUCUGUUCACGAAGGAGGACUUGCUGGGGAUCGUUCGGUGCAUUCAACCGAAGGCGCUGAGCACCAUCUGUUGCGUCAUGUGUGAGGAUUACACCUCUCGUACGGGUGGAGUGCCGGACCUCAUUGUGUGGCACGAGGAGGAGGGCUGGGCGCGUUUUGUCGAAGUCAAAGGUCCCGGCGAUACCCUGCAGGAGAACCAGAAGGUACGUGCUCCUACAGGCCGGAAUGCCCGUGGACCUCUGCCACGUCCACGAGCCCGGCGAGCAGCCCAAAGGCAAAGGAAAGGGCAGCACCAAGACGCCCAAGAAAGAGAAGACAGAAGGCGCCGGACGGAAGCGCAAGCGCGAUUCACCGAAGCGCAAUCUCUCCGACAUCGAGUCCGAAGACGAAGUUGA